AUGGCUGACGUUUCGGCGACUUCGCCGACUGCGGGUCCCGCACAUAACAUCACGGCUCUGAGGAAGGCGAAGUCGCCGAAACGUCAGCCAUCCCGGCUGCACUCAUUUGCCAUUCAUACAAUGGUGCUGGCGAUGAACAUGGUGGUUCCAUCAUGCGCCACCGAUACACCGUCACCGCCGAAAAGUCUGGUCAUUCGCAAUAGUACCAGUGACGACAUUGUUCUCAAGAUGGUAUGUGAACCACCGAGAAUUAUUCAGAUCGAAGCAGAAAAGCUUGUCGUUGACUCAAGGCGAUUCGUUAUUGUCGGUGUGGCAAUCAACAGCACCGAGCUUGCAAAUUGUGCCAAGAGAUCACUACCAAAAAUCUAUGUAUAUGCGAGACCAGUAACUGCAUACAACGAGCGGAGUUUACGUCAAUGGCUUACCGGCAGCCAUAACCUUAAGAAUUCACAGCUGGCAUUUAUCAUCACUGUAAACGUCAACAAUAGUAACUAUCCAACCAGGUGUCUGAUUCUUGACCUUCCUGGCCAUGCAUCAUUGGUGGAUCCACUUACGAACGCCAUCAAUGCUAUAGUGGACGAAGACUGUACGACCGCCAUCAACAUCGAAGAUGACACGGACACCGCCAACAUAUUUGAUGAAUACGAUAGGUGCUUUGCACUACGACAUCGGAAUGAUCUUCAGCAAAGGUGCGGUUGCUAA
Molecule: messenger RNA, 702 nt
Organism: Angiostrongylus costaricensis
Lineage: Eukaryota; Metazoa; Nematoda; Chromadorea; Rhabditida; Metastrongylidae
Source: the annotation of a GenBank genome assembly